This is a messenger RNA of Pararge aegeria (speckled wood butterfly), 4677 nucleotides long. RefSeq names its product putative sodium-coupled neutral amino acid transporter 10. Lineage: Eukaryota; Metazoa; Arthropoda; Insecta; Lepidoptera; Nymphalidae. The record is from RefSeq and is a predicted model, not a curated record. Bases 1 to 2745 code for a protein of 914 amino acids. Gene Ontology annotation, biological process: amino acid transmembrane transport. The transcript has 10 exons. Gene Ontology annotation, molecular function: amino acid transmembrane transporter activity.
AUGGGAACUACAGGGCAAUCGAUCACACUAGCUAACAGUAUAAUUGGAGUUGGUAUUUUGGCUAUGCCCUUCUGUUUUCAACAAUGUGGUAUAUUGCUAGCAACGUUAAUUUUAAUAUCCAUGGGCCUGGUCUCAAGACUGUGCUGCUAUUUUCUUUUAAAAUCUGCAAUCAUAACUCGAAGAAGAAAUUAUGAAUUUCUCGCAUUCCACAUAUUUGGUCCAGCGGGCAAGAUGGCAGUUGAGAUGGGUAUUAUAGGUUUUCUAAUGGGCACAUGCAUAGCCUACUUCGUGGUCGUCGGUGACCUUGGCCCGCAGAUCAUAGCGAAGAUGUUUAACAUCAACCAGAGCGAUAUAUUGAGAACCUCAAUAAUGGUGAUAGUCUCACUUGUGUGCGUAUUACCGUUGGGUCUGCUAAGGAAUGUUGAUAGCCUGAGCAACGUCAGUGCGGCUACUAUCGCCUUCUACUUCUGUCUAGUCAUAAAGGUAAUAGUAGAAGCGACGGGUCAGCUGUUUACGGCGGAUUUUACGUCCCGUAUUGAAUUAUGGAAACCUUCUGGCGUGCUGCAAUGCGUCCCAAUAUUCUCUAUGGCAUUAUUCUGUCAGACACAGUUGUUCGAGAUUUUCGAGUCGUUACCUUCUUUAUCUCUAGAGAAGAUGUGCGUAGUGACAAAGAACGCCAUCAAUAUAUGCUCAGGCGUUUACUUCACGCUCGGCGUAUUUGGGUACAUCGCGUUCGGCUCGCAAGAGAUAUCAGGUAAUAUCCUAAUGAGUCUAAGCCCAACGAUGGGCAGCGACGUUAUAAAGCUGGGCUUCGUGAUGUCGCUCGCGUUCAGUUUCCCGCUCAUCAUAUUCCCUUGUCGCGCCAGCCUCUACUCCUUUUUAUACAGAAAAGCGCAGCCAACACACCACGACCACAUGGUGAACCACUCCAUCCCUGAGGGCCCCUUCCGUCUCCUGACCCUCGGCAUCAUAAGUAGCGCGCUCUGCGUUAGCCUGUUACUGCCCACCAUAGAGCUGGUGCUUGGACUGUUGGGCGCCACCAUCGGAGUGCUCAUAUGCCUCGUGUUCCCCGCUGCCGCCUUCCUGAACGUCACCUUCAAGAAUACCAACGAGAGAGUCUUGGCUAAGUUCGUCUUGAUACUGGGUCUGAUAAUCCUUGUAUUGGGGACGUACGCGAACCUGCAGGCGGCGGAGAACUCGCGCGAUAAGUACGAUGAAAAAUUGAUCACCCAGGAGCGUAUCGACAAAAUCGUGGAAGACUUCUUCCAGAAAAGGGAAAAGUCGGAAGAAGUAAUAGCCAAGCUCGAGAACAUUCCGCUUAAUGGUGCCAAUGAAUUAGGCAAUUCAAUUAUUAAGGAUUCAGAAAUACAACCGCCGAAUCCUGUUGCACCGGAAUCUCACUCUAAUGAAAAACUCCCAGUUGUUUUCCCCGUACUUGAACAAAAAAAUGAUAUUUUGCCAAAAGUCAAUAUUGAAGACUCUGUAAAACACCCAAAGAACUUAAUAUCGAAAAUAAACGGAAAAAGUAUUGUUAAUGGCAUUAGUAAGAGUGUAGUGGAUGACAAAAUUGCAUUUCCUGAUAAGAAAGAACAGCCUAAAGAAGAAAAAGCACAAGCAAACCAACAAAAAAUUGACAUGAUAAAACAGCAACAGUUGAUAGAAACUAUUAAACAACAUGGGCAAGAACAAAAAGAAUUGCUCAAAGAACAGAAAGAAAUUCUAGAUGAACUCCUAAAGACAAAGAAAGAAAUGCAACAAAACAAAAAAGAAAAUGACAACAAUGAAGCCAAAAAGAUAGCAGUUGAAAGUAUACAAAAAAUUGCUAGUGCAGCUAUUCAGAGCUUAAGUGGUGUUUCAGAUAAACCAGCUGAUGAUAAGGUUGAAAAACAGGCAGAUCCUGUGGAAAGUAUAGCGAACGAAGCUGUUAACAAUAUUGUUAAAGAAACUUUAGAUGCUAUUCAACAAAUUGAUAAGAAAAAUAGUGAACAACUCGAGAAAGAAAAAGUUGUUAAAGAUCAAGUUAUAAAUAACGUACUUAAAUUACCUCAAACGAAGAAUUAUUCGGGAAUUAUUAACUCACAUAUUCAAAAUUCGGCACACGCUACUAUAAAACAAAACGAUGAAAAUACUGAUUUAGAUAAACCAGGUGUUGUUAAAGUUUCAGGGAAAAAUAAUAUAGUUAAAAAUUUGCAACAAAGACAAAGCAAUAAUCAACCGAAUACCGCGGAAAAUAAGGAAAGAUUGAAAGCAAGUAAUGAUAAUAUCUUAGAAGAACCAAUUAAAGAACAUUCGCAUUUGCCAGAUGAACCCAAAUCAUACAGAGAAGGCGAGGACACGCAAAUAAACAAAAAUGCUGAACGAAAACCCAGCAAUGACAAUAAACAAAAUGUUCCCAUAAUUAAAACUGAGAAUAAAGUAGCGGUACAUGAUGAACCAACUAAAAGCAAAGAAAACGGUGCUAUAAACUUUAAAGCCGAUGACAUAUUGAGUAAUAUAGCUAACGGUAACAAUCUUAUACCAAGGCGAAAAAGAGAAAUUGAAGAUGAUACAGUAAAUACCUUACUAUUACCUAACAGCAAAGAAAUUUGCAAUAACCUAGUAAAUGCACCAGCUGAACGCAAAAACGAAGAAGUAUUACUACCAGACGUAAAUUUAGGAGACGUAGGAUUAUCGAAUUCCCUACAAGGGAUUGCGUUACAUCACAUUAGGUCUCUGAAAAGUAUUAAAGAUGAUGAAAAAAGAUAAAUGUAGUUGAAUUUUUUCGAAACUAAAUCUAAAGAAUCACUGCAUCCAAUAACUUUUUAGCUAAUUACGCAGUAAAAAUUCUCCAAAAUAAAUAUGAAGGUAUUCAACUAGUGUUACACAUUUUUCUACAAGCACGUUUUUCUAGACCUGUCAAUGCAGUUUAGUUAGCAGAUUUGAGUAAAAACUCGCACCACUAAUUAUUUAUUAUUAAAAUGUAUUUUAUGACGGCUUUUAUGAAGAAACACAAGAAAACGGUAUUUUAUGUAUAAUUUUAUUUAUAAAAUAUUGAAAUUACUCCCACGGGACGCUUUGCAAUAAUGUCCAUUUUAGAUUGCAUUAUUAUUUAUUAGCUUAUACUAAUCAGAUGUUAACUUCAACCAGAAAAAUUAAAAUUAAGUUUUAAUUCUUUGUAAUAUGUACAUAAUACAAUACAUUUUUGUUAUUACACUAUCAUUUGUCAACCUAUAAGAAUCAAUUCUGAAAAGAUAAAAACGAUUCAUGUCCAUUUACGGACUACCAGAAGUUAACUUUAAAUACGAGAAAUUUAAGUAUGCAACAAUAUAUUAUAUAUUUGUAAUGUAUACAUAAUACAAUAUAUUUAUGUAAUCACGAUAAAAUAUGUAAUUAUUUAUUUUGUAUGUGAAGCGUUAAAGAAGCUAAGCAUUUAUUAAUUUAUAAGUGAUAGUAACAUCGAAGUUCGAUGCUACUUAAAAAAAACAUCAGGUAAUCGACUAUAAACGAUACGAGAUUAAAAAUAUUUUUAAAGGUCGUUGCUGAUCUACGCGAAACCCAAGCACAAGUAACUAUCUAGAAACCGUGCGGCAAUAGAUAUAUUUAAUUUGUAACAAAAAAAGUCGUGUCUAUACGUAAGUUAUACUUCUUUGAUGUUAAUUACAUAAGUAUUUUUACGUAUUGAAACAAAUUUCAACUGAGUUAAACGAAAGACGACAUCGAACGCUACGAAUUAAAAUUUUAAAUAACUUAACAUUAAAAAAACAAAAAUUACAAUUUUAUUGUGUUACAUUUGCGCUCGAAAAAUUUUUAUCUGCGCUACUUUUCAAUAUUCAAUGUCUUCCAUUUAAUGGAGUGGGCCAUUGUAAAAGAUUGUCAGUCGUAAAAAUAUAAAAUUGUCCAUAAGAUCAUUAUAUGCAAAUUAGCAUUAAGAAGUAUAAUAUGAAUGUUAGGUUGCUUGAAAAGAAAAAUUAUGCAGAUUAUCGAGCUAACUUCUUAAUUUAAACUUAAUUUAAAUUGCUAUUUUACUUAAAUUGCAUACAGAUAAUUACUUACGUAUUAGCGAACGUACUCUGCACUGAUUGGCUUAGUAAUACGAUUUAAAUUAUAAUGCAUCGAACUCCGAACCCAAUGGGAAAGAUCACUGAAAACAAGGCAGAGGGUGCUGUGUGUUUGUUAUUUGUCAUCACUUAGAUCAAAACAAAAACUAUCAGUAAAGUGUUGUCAAAUUGUAUUUUUUUUAAACCAUUCAUUGUUGUGACGUGCACAACGAAUUACGUUGUUAUAAAACGAAGAAAGUAAGAAAAGUACAAAUUAUAAGGAGAUUCGUAAGAAAAAUUCCUUUAAGGCGGAAUUAAUAAUUGAUAGUGGUUAUCCAGUCUUCCCCAUUGGAAUAAGCUUUUUGACAAAUACGUUUUAAUGCGUUCAUCAAGUUACGUACGUUCAUUUCUUGAAUACAAAUUUCGUACCCAAUCGCCCCUUAUUUUCUUAACGCCAAAAGAAGUUUAACUUCAAAAUUUUACUACAAAAUUUUACUUACAAAACUGGGAUAUACACGUGAGGAAUCAUGCGCGGUAUUAAAUAGAAAUAAGUUAUUUAAUAAAAUGAUGUCUGUGAUCUAUAAUUAUAAGUCGCAUUGUAAUUAUCAUCAUUGUAAAGUUUGUGAAGAUGCUAAUAAAUCCGCUAACACCAUUAAAAUAA